CUAAAAUAUAAAUUUAUUUAUUGUUUAUUUGAUAAAGAAAAUAAUAAAGUAAAAAUGCCAGAUCAUUUAGGAGACGAUAUGAGAAAAGUUAAAGAUGACAAAGAAGAACCAGAAAAGGAGAUUAAAUCACUUGAUGAAGGAGAUAUUGCGCUAUUAAAAUCAUAUGGUCAAGGACAAUAUACUAAGAUUAUCAAGGAAGUUGAAGAUGGUAUUCAAACAGUAAUGAAGAGGGUCAAUGAACUAACAGGCAUAAAAGAAUCUGACACAGGACUGGCACCACCAGCAUUAUGGGAUUUGGCUGCUGAUAAACAAACAUUACAGAAUGAACAACCUUUACAGGUGGCGAGAUGCACAAAAAUCAUCAAUGCAGAUUCCAAUGAUCCAAAGUAUAUAAUAAAUGUAAAACAGUUUGCUAAAUUUGUGGUUGAUCUGGCGGACUCAGUGGCUCCUACUGAUAUUGAAGAGGGUAUGAGAGUAGGAGUUGACCGCAACAAAUACCAGAUCCACAUUCCGCUACCUCCUAAGAUAGAUCCGACAGUCACCAUGAUGCAGGUGGAGGAGAAACCGGAUGUGACAUACAGUGAUGUUGGUGGCUGUAAGGAACAAAUUGAGAAGCUGCGGGAAGUUGUUGAAACACCAUUGUUGCAUCCUGAGAAGUUUGUCAAGUUGGGUAUUGAACCGCCUAAAGGUGUGUUGCUAUUUGGACCUCCUGGCACGGGUAAGACGCUGUGCGCUCGAGCUGUCGCCAACCGGACUGACGCCUGCUUCAUCAGGGUUAUUGGUUCCGAGUUGGUACAGAAGUACGUAGGCGAAGGUGCCCGUAUGGUGCGCGAGUUGUUCGAAAUGGCGCGCAGCAAGAAGGCCUGUCUUAUCUUCUUUGAUGAAAUCGAUGCUAUCGGAGGUGCUAGGUUUGAUGACGGCGCUGGUGGUGAUAACGAAGUGCAGAGAACUAUGUUGGAACUCAUCAACCAGUUGGACGGUUUCGACCCUCGCGGUAAUAUCAAGGUACUGAUGGCAACGAACCGUCCUGACACUCUGGACCCGGCGCUGAUGCGGCCAGGACGUCUUGACCGUAAGGUGGAGUUCGGUCUGCCGGACUUGGAGGGCCGCGCGCACAUCUUUCGCAUCCACGCCCGCUCUAUGAGCGUUGAACGUGAUAUACGCUUUGACCUUCUCGCUAGACUCUGUCCUAACUCAACGGGGGCUGAGAUCAGGUCUGUGUGUACGGAGGCGGGUAUGUUCGCGAUCCGCGCGCGCCGCAAGGUCGCCACUGAGAAGGACUUCCUCGAGGCAGUCAACAAGGUCAUCAAGUCCUACGCCAAGUUCUCAGCCACGCCGCGCUACAUGACCUACAAUUAAAAAAUAAUAUAACCUCUUUUAUUCUUUUGUCGACUCUGUAUCGUCUUUGAUCUAUGUCUUAGACAAAGUUGGAAGAAUUUUGAGGUUAAAAUUAUCAUACAUUUUAACAUCAAUGUUUAAAU
Messenger RNA from Papilio xuthus (Asian swallowtail), 1481 nucleotides. The record is from RefSeq and is a predicted model, not a curated record. Lineage: Eukaryota; Metazoa; Arthropoda; Insecta; Lepidoptera; Papilionidae.